AUGUCACCAACUCUCCUCUCUAAAGAUUAUAAUUCUGAAGCGAUAGAUGGCGCGUCAAAAAUGGGAUUUAUACAUGUUCUUGAAUGGUGGCGGCGCUCGAAUCUAUCCUUAAAAUAUACAGAGACAGCCCUGGAACAAGCAUCUUCUCGAGGAAAUAUAUCAGUACUUGAAUGGUGGAAACAUGCCAAUACACAGCAAGACUUUUGCCACACCCUAGAAUGCGAGAUACCGUCUCGCGAAAAGAAAGAUAGCGCUUAUGCCUACGGUUCUGUUGAAGUUCAGAGGACUCUGCCCCUUCUUCCUGGAAAGUCCCUUCUGACCGCAGCUCAGAAUAAUCAGCCUCUUGUAUUACGCUGGUGGGAUAAUUCUCGUAUACCUGUUUCACACUCAGAGGCCGUGGCUAGGGUUGCAUCUGAGCACGGUUACGUCGAUGUUCUUGAUACCUGGCUAGAAUUAAAAGGCGAGAAGCUAUCAUUUGAUAGCAAGAUACUUAUAGGUCCAACAAAGAAUGGACAUGUGAAUGUUCUACAAUGGUGGAAAAACUUCAGCAGAGGAAUAGAUGGACGGCCCGGUCGCAAGGUCGAAUAUAAAACUUGUGAUAUUGAGGAGGCUCUUGAAGAUUGCAUUCGGAAUGAAAAGAUCGCAUCCGAAGUGAGAAUUUGGUGGACCCAAAACGGUUUGAAUCUAGGACUUCAGGCACGAGAGUGGACCCGAACAAAAGUGCUCUAG
Molecule: messenger RNA, 729 nt
Organism: Blumeria graminis f. sp. triticale
Lineage: Eukaryota; Fungi; Ascomycota; Leotiomycetes; Helotiales; Erysiphaceae
Source: the annotation of a GenBank genome assembly